AUGUGGUAUUGGCAUGGGGACCCAAAGGGGAUUUAUACAGUAAAGGGCGCUUACCGUGAUUUAAUGGGGACCGUUAUUGUACUUCCCAGUGGCUUUUCAUCUUGGAAUAAAAUUUGGAAUCUAAAGGCACCCCCUAAGUGGAAGGUUUUCUUGUGGAGAGCGGUGAGGGGAGUGCUUCCCACCACUAUGAAUUUAUAUAAUAGGAGGGUAGAAGCCCCAUUAGCAUGCCCUUUGUGUGCUCUAUGUUCUGAAAAUGUUUUACACUCUUUGGUACAAUGUGAUUAUUCUAAAUGUGUGUGGAAUAUUUCGAGUUUAAUGGUGCAGAGUACGGUGGGUGAUGAUUUUGGUGCAUGGCUUGAGUUGUUAUUGCAAAAUGUUGAUGAGGAGCAGUUCACUUCUAUGGUGGCCAUUAUGUACCAUAUUUGGUUGCAACAGAACUCGGCGGUAUGGGAGCUUAAGGUGGGAAGGCCACGACACGUGCAUGCAAGGGCGUUGGCAUCCCUUGACGUUUGGCGUGCGGCCGCGGUUGGCACGGGUCUACAGCAGCAGUCCGACGCACCAAGUGCCACUGCUGGGCAGUCAGCCGCGCUACUGUGGUGUUCUUUCGAUGCGGCUUUCUCGGCCGCAACAAGGAGUGGGGCGUAUGGCAUUGUGUUGCAAGACGCGGAUGUUGGUUUCAUUGCAGCCAAAAACGGACCUCUACCGUUAUGUCAGGGACCCUUUAUGGCGGAGACUUAUGCGUGUAAGGAGGCCCUAGCCUGGCUUAGAGAUCGUGGGAUUAUGGAAGUUGUGCUUCGGUCAGAUUGUUCGAACUUGUGUCACGCUCUUGUUAAUUCAGCGACAGAGUUUCGCACGUAUGAUGGUGUAGCUGUUUCAGCAUGUCGAGACUUGAUAAAUUUAUUUCUUUCUUGUUCUGUUAUUUACAUUCCCCGUACUUCAAAUGUUUUAGCUCAUUCGUUAGCUGAAGCAGCCUCUUUACAUGCUUACUCUUCGGUGUGGGAGGAUGUUCCUCCUGCUUUUGUUUCGGCUUUGAUUGAUUAA
Molecule: messenger RNA, 1041 nt
Organism: Ipomoea nil (Japanese morning glory)
Lineage: Eukaryota; Viridiplantae; Streptophyta; Magnoliopsida; Solanales; Convolvulaceae
Exons: 1
Coding region: 1-1041 (346 amino acids)
Molecular function (GO): RNA-DNA hybrid ribonuclease activity; nucleic acid binding
Source: RefSeq, a predicted model, not a curated record